UAUGACUUUUCCCAAGGAAGGGUCUCAUUUGUAAACAAUUUCUCCAUUUUUCACAAUCCUCUUGUCCGGCUACUGCUUCCACGAUAGAUGAGCUUCAGAUUGUUCCUUCUAGAAUUGAAUUUCCCCCUCUCCGCCGACAGGAGAAUCGCCGGUGAAGUCCAUAAAGGAAGAGCCUUCAGUACAUAUGACUUCGUCGGCGGCGAGUAUUCCGGCAAGAGCGCCUAUGAAGUGUUGGGGAUCUCGGAAAAGAGUUCAUCAGCGGAGAUCAAGGCUUCUUUCCGGAAACUCGCUAAGGAGACACACCCGGACGUUUGUAAUUCUCCCGAUGAGGCCGCCGCCUCCCUUCGGUUCCUCCAAAUCCUUGCUGCAUAUGAGAUUCUGUCAGAUUCUGAAAGGAGGGUUCACUACGACAUCUUUCUGUUUUCACAGAAGAAGAUAUUGCAAAAGAAAUCAGGAUAUUAUUCAGUUAUGUACACAUAUAACUCUAAUAUAGCUAUAUCAAAGCCGGAUGAGGUUGUUGAAUGGCUAAAAUGGUACCGGCAUGUAAUCGAUGAUAUUGUUACCCAGAACAAAGUUGCAACUGGUUCUGGUUAUUUAAAUGAACUUGAGAGUGAACUUUAUUCAGCAAUACAUUUUGCUUAUUAUGGCCCUAUUGUUGAUUCUAUGAAUCUUCUUCCUAAUAGUUUUGAAGCUGAGGAAAGGUCAUUGCGUGAAACUUCUGAGGUUCUGCAUUUGGUUUCUGGGAGAUAUCUUUUUGGAGUUAUUUAUACAGUUGAUAAGGUUCUUGAAUUAUCACAUUUCCACUCAGAAAAGUUGGCUUCUUUUGAAUCUUCAGAAAGUGUAGCUUUUCAGUGUUGUAGUAAGGAAAGGAUGGGUGUUAACUCCAGUUUACCUGGAGGUGAAUAUUUUCAGGAAUUAGAAGUGCGAGAAAAAAGAAACCAUGGAACAGAUAUGUACAAAAACCUGGAGCUGCAUAUUUCUGGAAAAUUAGUUGCUACAGCGACCAGGAGUCCUCAUUGCAAAUCAAAGUGUGACUCUAUGGCUGACAACGAAGAUCAUAUAAAUAUUUUUCUUAAUCUGAAUGAAAAUAACCACAUAGACAACGCAGGGCCUCAGAAUUCCAAUGCAGUUGAGUCUAAGAUUCUCUUGGGAACAAUCACUGGUCUAGGAAGUAAUGCAGAAGAAGGAAUAUGUUCUGUUUAUGAUCGAAAUGGGCAAAAAACUCAUGUGAUAGUAAAACAUAGAACUUUGCUGGUGAAGCACAUGCACUGGUUUCAAAUUGGUGACGGUGAAGUUUCAGCAUAUGAAUGUAGAUGUACCAGAGCCCGCUUGCCCCCUAGCAAAUACUGGCUUUUUGAACCUCGAUCUUCUAUGCAUGACAUUGGUGGUUGGUAUGUUGAAACAUUUGGACAAAACAAAAAGGGGAGGACAGUCCUUUCCCGAAGGCAUUGGGAUGGUGUUAAUGAACAUCCUGAAAAGAGACUCCAUCCAGCCAUUUAUUUACUAGCCCUUGCAUAUAGAACUUUAGAUAUCGAAGAUGCAAAAAGAAAGAAGAGAACUGUUAGAGAUUUUCUAGAACCAAAAAUGCAAAAUAUUGUUCGCUGGUGUAAAAGGUUCAUAUGAUGCUAACAUUCGAAGAUUAAGGGGGUGCAAUAAGAAGAAAUUUUUGUUGCUUAAUAUUUGUGGAUGGCUACCAAGGACCUGUCAUGCAGGAAUUCUGAUGGUCAUUUAUUCUUUUUUGUGACCAUUUCAUUGGGAACUAUUUCCAGAAGAUUUAUCAACCUAUUACCUAUCAAGUAUCCAGUGUGAUUGCUGCAUCGUUCGUGCAGUAACAUGAUGAGCAAGCGUUCUUUUAUCUAUUGUGUUUCCAAUACUUGCGAGCAGUUACAAUCACUUAAAUCAAAGUGCAGAAUUUGUUUCGAACUCGUAUGAGUUUGUUUGGACAUUUAGGUUUCAUUUGGGACGACUUUCUCACUGCUUCUUAAAUCAACUUUUUAGUACAAAAUUUUUAAUAUUUGUACUACAAAGCUACUUUAAGAAGCAAUAAGAAAGUAGUCCCAAACGAAACCUUAAUUGUCCUAUUUGCAGUUUGGACAUUGGAAACGCUAUUCCACUACAUUGAUGGGCAAAUGAUGGUACGUGCCUCCCCUUUCUUGAUUAAAGCACUUUUUUCUCAGUUUAUAAAUUUAGAUGGUAUUAUGCAUUGUUGUCUUGUAUUUUCUUUGCCUUCAGAGUCCUUAUUAACCAAAAAUUUUGAAUAUUAUCAGCAAAGAACUAAAGAAAGAUCUUUGUUUAAACCAGAUGAGAUUUGUCUAUUUUUUCCAGUCUUCUAAUAGCUUAUAGGGAAAUUAGGUCUCUUUUCUAUUUGGAGUUUUUUCCUCUUAAAAUUAAGUUGCUUGUGUAUCAGUUCUUAAUGAUAUCUACAGAUGAUUCCAUCUUUACCUAGAGAAAGUGUGAUUUUUUCACUUGUCUUGCAUGUCUAGAAAUCGCUACAUAAAUGAAGUUAAUUUACAUAUAA
Molecule: messenger RNA, 2518 nt
Organism: Dendrobium catenatum
Lineage: Eukaryota; Viridiplantae; Streptophyta; Magnoliopsida; Asparagales; Orchidaceae
Exons: 5
Coding region: 88-1623 (511 amino acids)
Source: RefSeq, a predicted model, not a curated record